CAACACCUAUCAACAUUUUCUACCCUUUCUACUCAUUUAAGAUAAACCACCCGAAGCACAUAUAUAUUAGUGAAAAACUUUCAAAAUACAGUUCAAACUUUUUUUUUGAUUUGCGUUUUCUGGUAGAACACGAAACGAUCGAAACUGGCUGAACUGGAACAGGCACUGGAUAAGAAAGACCAGUGUAUCCCGAGAAUUGUUUCGUGAUUUCGUGAUCGGCCGGCGGUCCGAUGAAAAUGGUGCGCCCCAGUCGUCGCAAGGGGAUCGAGGAGGUGUAUGGCUCCAAGUUGGAUCCCAUACACCCGGCCAAGUCGAUGGUGGUGUCACAUAUUGGAAUGACCAAGACCGCCGCUUUGCGGGCCGAGCGAGCCAUGGCGGGUGGUGCUGGGGGAGGCGGUGGUGCCGGGACCGGGGCCGCGGUGAAUGGAACGAUGAGCAACCGCCAGAUGGAGUCUCGCACACAGCGUAGUUUCGUGACCGAAAACGACUACUACAUCACCACGAAUCUACCCCUGACGGCGGCCAACCUAAGGAACAGUGGAACACAGCCGUCGACAUCCCAGAUGAUGCCCGGUCACGGCCACCACCAGCCGUCGCCCUACAACGCCAUGUCCUCUAGGCGAAACUCCAUGGCCAAUAAGGCCAGUGCUCGUCACGCCCAGAUGGCGAAGGUGCCCCACUUCACGUUACCCGAGAACAAGGUGAACAACAGUGUCUUUAGCUUGGCCAAGCCAAAGGAUAGCCACCGCAUGCAUGGACACGGGAAAGCCACCUCCCAACGCGCCGCCUUUGGCAUCGAGGAUAACAUGGACUUCUCGGACAAGGAGCUUAUGGCGGCAGCCCCGAACCAGUGCAAUAACCGUCGUCAGCACUCCCAUGUCCAUCAAAUGCAACCAGGUAUCUUGCCCCACUCGCAUCCGACCCAGCAUCAGCUCCACCAGCAGCAGUUGACCCACCACAGUAAGCAUCAGUUACAGCCCCAACACCAGAUACAGCAGAUGCAUCAGCACCACCACCACCACCACCAAGCGCACCACAGCCACAACUCGCAUCAGAAGCACUCGCGUGGGCGGCAGCCGAAUCCCACGAGCAAAGUGCACGUGAGUACCGCCGAUGACGAUGACGAGAAGGACGACGAUCCAGAGGAGUUCUUCGAGUUGAUCCGCCAGACCGUUCAAACGGCUGUAGGGAACACCAUCUCUGAUGCUAUGGUGAAAAGCUUCCGUGAUCUGGGCCACAAGAUCGAUCGCUUCUUCGGGGAGCUCAAGCAGACCAACGAGAACUUGGAUAAACUGCAAGAACAUGUCACCGGCAAGGUUAUUUAUUAUGGAGAGGAGAACUCGAGGCACUUUAAAUACUUGUGCAUGAAAUCCGAGUAUGACAAGAUGUUCUAUCAGCAUCAAUACAUGAUGACCGGCAAGCCAACGCCGGAAAUGGUGAACGCUUCGCAGCUGAACCUUUCGGCCGCGGACUCGGCCACCAAGAACCUGGGCUACAAGACGUCCCAGGUCAUGAAGAAUCCUACGGGAAAGGUCACCAAGAGUAAGAAUAACACUAAAGCGACCACAAGCAGAGUAACCAAAAAAGACUUGAUGGAAGCCCUGAAGGUUGGACCCUUCCACAGCACCCCUAAGUCCCAUCAGGCGCAGCAAUUGCUGACGACCCCAUCUCCUAUGCCUGAUGCUCACAAGUCUUCCUCGGAGCAGAGCCUGAAUGCCAAGUCCUCGGAGCUAUGUAUGCGCGAAGUACUGGGCCACAUCCAGCGCUUCUGCACUCAGAUGGAAUUAAAAGACCUUAGCGGCAACGUCAUGAAUGAUGCUCUCCCAAACCUGGAUGACAUAAUGGUUCCCAAGAAGAUGUCCAAUUCUGGAAUCGGCGAUACUCCCGCCAAAACUUUGGUUCAAAAAUUAGCCGACUGCCAGGUCGAUAAGAAGGCAGACGAUGCCGAGAACGACACCCCUGUGGAUAGCAUGGAUGAGACCUAUACCGAAAUGGACGAGUUCCAGUUCUCCUCUGAAAUAUCGUCCUGCAGCGACGACGACGACUGCAUGAAGUACGGAGCUGGGGAUGUGACCACUCGGGCGCCACAAAAGUCGAUCCGGAGACCCGUCAAUGAGGGCGCCGGCGACGGCCAAUAAUGGAGACGCAACUGUAGCAACUAUAAUAUGAAGCUUUUAUCCUUUAACAUACACAAAAACAUACUACAAUCCUUGAGACGGACACACAGGACGAAUUAUACCCUAGAAGCAGUCGAGAUCACUAAAGAACAUGCAAACUGCGUUUGCGUUAUCCCGAUUUGCUGUUCAAAUCUUUGUUUAGAAUGCACAAAAUUAUCCCAUCGAUAUUGUAAAACCAAAAAUAAUUCAUUUCGGCUUCGGACCUGGUUCUAUAAAAAUUAGCAAGGACCUUCCUAACGUCCGGCACACGCAGCUAUUCGCGUUAAAGGGAUGAACUUGAAACAUAAAGACACGAUGUUUUAGUUGAGAAUAAAUCAGAAAUUGUAAAAUCUUUGCGGAAUCCAAUUCCAAAAAGAAAAAUUCGA
Molecule: messenger RNA, 2542 nt
Organism: Drosophila bipectinata
Lineage: Eukaryota; Metazoa; Arthropoda; Insecta; Diptera; Drosophilidae
Product: myb-like protein Q
Source: RefSeq, a predicted model, not a curated record